UCGUCGCCGCCUCUUACGACCCCAAUUGCAGCCAAACAAACCAUUUUUCCCGUUCGAGUUGCAGCAAAAGAAACCAUUUCGGGAUGAAGUAGAAUGGGAAGAACAAUGGUCACCAUGAAGGAAUCAGGAAAGAAGAAUGACCAAGACCAAGUUGUUCUUUAGCUUCGUUGUAAUUUUUGCAUCAAUACCUCGUACCCACACUGCAGACACUGUAUCUGCAAACCAGAUCAUCAGAUAUAACGAAACCAUCAUUUCGCCGCUAGAAACCUUCGAGCUUGGUUUCUUUAACCUUGGUAACUCAACGAACUAUUAUGUUGGAAUAUGGUACAAGAAAAUAUCCACCAGAACCGUUGUAUGGGUAGCCAACAGGAACACACCACUCACUAGUACCUCUGGUGAGCUAACUCUCACCUGUCAGGGGAUUUUAAUUCUCCGCGAUGCCACCAGGGGCAAUGUCUUAUGGUCAUCAGAGAACUCAUCAACGACGUCAGUGAGGAAUAAUCCGAUUGGUCAGCUUCUAGAUACAGGAAACUUUAUAAUUUACGAGGAAGGUGGAGGCAUCAAUAAAGAAGAUCCCAUCUGGCAAAGUUUCAACUUUAUGACAGAUACUUUACUUCCCGGAAUGAAGCUGGGUAGGAAUUUGGUUACUGGUAUUGACAGACACUUCACGUCAUGGAAAUCCCCCGAUGAUCCUGCUUUCGGUGAGUUUUCUUAUGGGAUUGAAACCAGAGGUUACCCUCAGCUGAUCCUAUUAGAAGACCAGGAUAUAAAGUUCCGGGCAGGUCCUUGGAACGGACUCAGGUUUACCGGAGUCUCUAAUCUGAAACCAAAUCGGUUUUACAACUUCACCUUUGUUGUGAACCACAAAGAAAUUUACUACCAAUAUAAUCUUAUAGAUACUUCAGUUAUUACGAGGCUGGUGUUACAACCAAAUGGUCGUGUAGAGCGCCUCGUAUGGGUCGAUAGCAAACAAGAAUGGAAACUUUAUUUGGCCAGACAAAACGAUCUCUGUGAUCAAUACGCGAUGUGCGGGCCAUUUGGGAGCUGUGACAUUGUCAAGUCCCCUGUUUGUGAAUGUUUGAAGGGGUUUGAACCCAAAUCUCCUGAUCAGUGGAAGAUUACAGAUUGCUCACAAGGGUGUCGACAUACUAUCCCUUUGGAUUGUAACCCCAGGGAAGGGUUCAACAAAUAUUCAAAUUUAAAGUUACCCGACACUCGGGGGUCAUGGUAUAACCAGACCAUGACACUUUUAGAGUGUGAGCAGAUGUGUAAAAGAAAUUGUUCGUGUACUGCUUACACAACUUUGAAUAUUUCAGGGACUGGGAGUGGCUGCUUGCUAUGGUUUGGUGGCCUAAUUGAUAUCUGAACAAUUUCUGAAAGUGGGGACACUCUUUAUAUACGAGUGUCAGCUUCAGAGUUAGAUAGUAAAAGAUCAAGUGCAGGGAUAAGAGGACAAGUUAUUGUCCCCAUCGCAGUUGUAGUUUUGGUCUUACUAGUUGCAAUAUGCUUAUUUUGUCAUUUUAAGAGGAAGAAGCAACAGCAACAAGGGACACAAAGCAGCGAUGAAGAUCUAGAACUACCACUAAUUGGUUUGUCUACAAUACUUAAAGCUACAAAAAGCUUUUCAAUAAACAACAAACUUGGAGAGGGCGGUUUUGGACCCGUUUACAAGGGUGUACUCGAAAAUGGGAAGGAAAUAGCAGUGAAGCGGCUAGCAAAAACAUCCACCCAAGGACUUCACGAGUUUAAGAAUGAAGUCAUCUCGAUAUCUAGACUACAACAUCGCAAUCUUGUUAAGCUCUUGGGCUGCUGCGUAGAAGGUGCCGAAGUGAUGCUGAUUUAUGAAUACAUGCCAAACAAAGGCCUGGAUUCUUUCAUAUUUGAUAAAACUCCUAUGGAACUCGUUGAUUGGCCAGCACGUUACAACAUUAUUAUUGGAAUUGCACGUGGACUUCUUUAUCUUCACCAGGAUUCUCGGCUCAGAAUCAUACAUAGAGAUCUCAAAGUCAGCAAUAUAUUGCUUGACAAGGAUAUGAAUCCAAAGAUAUCAGAUUUUGGCACAGCUAGAGCAUUUGGUGGAACUCAGACGGAGGCAAAGACAAACAAAGUGGUUGGAACAUAUGGCUACCUGGCACCAGAGUAUGCAGGAAAUGGUAUCUUUUCUAUACAAUCGGAUGUAUAUAGCUUUGGCGUAGUAGUGCUGGAAAUUGUGUCUGGGUUGAAAAACAGAGAAUUUGUCCACAAAGAACACUGCAACAACCUUACUGGACAUGCAUGGGUACUCCAUAAUGAAGACAGAUCUUUGGAAUUAGUUGCCAAGUGCCUAGGUGAAUCGAGCAAUGUGUCUCAGGUUUUACGAUCAAUCCAUGUUGCUUUGCUGUGUGUUCAACGUCACCCAUAAGAUAGACCGACCAUGACUUCUGUGAUCCUGAUGUUGGAGAGUGAGGGUCAAUUGCCUUCACCCAAAGAACCAGGUUUUUAUGUUGGAAAAGCUACACAAGAUACGACAAAAUCUUCAAGCUUAGAUAAACUAUGGUCUAAUAAUGAUCUUACCAUUACAGUGUUGAAUGGUAGAUAAGCUGAAAGUGAUAUGUAAUAUACAAGAUAUUAGUCAAACAUCAUCUGUAUUAACUUACUCACUCUCACCAUUCCUUCAUUUAAUUUAAGUUGUUCAAUUUCACUUCC
Molecule: messenger RNA, 2685 nt
Organism: Helianthus annuus (common sunflower)
Lineage: Eukaryota; Viridiplantae; Streptophyta; Magnoliopsida; Asterales; Asteraceae
Product: G-type lectin S-receptor-like serine/threonine-protein kinase At4g27290
Exons: 8
Coding region: 1832-2401 (189 amino acids)
Biological process (GO): protein phosphorylation
Molecular function (GO): ATP binding; protein kinase activity
Source: RefSeq, a predicted model, not a curated record